GCGUUGUUUGAAUCGUUUGUCUUUUGUGGUGGCUCUGUCCUAUGCCCAGGGGCAUCGAUAACUGUCAAGUGAUAACGCGCGAGCAUAGCUGAUCUGCAUAAUAUUACAAAAGCGUAAUAAAACAAUAAAGAACAAGAUGAGGCAUACAUUUCCAUUGUUUGCCUGCAUCGCCAUCGUUGUUGCCAGCGCGUUUACAAUUAAUACCGCCUCGGCCUGUCCCCGGGCCCCAACACAUCUGCCCCAUGGACGUCGCACGCGCGGCGAUAAUGGAUACAAAUUAAUUGUAGCUGAGGGGCCCAACGGUUAUGUGCCCGGAAAGACAUAUAAUUUACUGUUACUUGGUUCACGCACACACACCAAAAUCCAGCACUUUACCCACUUCAGCAUCGCAGCAGAGGCGCAUUCUGGUUCUCGACGCCCACAGGCAGCUAGUCCACGGCGCGUAGGUCGGUUCCAGCUCUUUAGCGACUCCCUCACCAAGUUCAACGAUCGUUGCGUGAAUACAGUUUCGGAAGCAGAUGAUUUGCCCAAAACUGAGGUGCAAGUUAUGUGGGUGGCGCCUGAGACCGGAUCCGGCUGCGUAGCGCUCUCAGCUAUGAUAUACGAGGGCCCACGAGCAUGGUUUUCUGACGAUGGCCAACUUACCCAAGUGAUAUGUGAACGUAAGCCUGAUGCGGUUGCGGCACAGAAGGAAUGCUGUGCCUGUGAUGAAGCAAAGUACAGCUUUGUUUUUGAAGGUAUCUGGUCAAAUGAGACGCAUCCAAAAGACUAUCCUUUUGCAAUUUGGCUAACGCAUUUCUCUGAUGUGAUUGGCGCUUCACAUGAAUCGAACUUUUCGUUUUGGGGAGAGCAUCAUAUAGCUACUGAUGGCUUCCGUUCGUUGGCAGAAUGGGGAUCGCCUGCAGCUCUUGAAACUGAGCUACGUGCGUAUGGUCCCAAGUUACGCACACUAAUCAAAGCCGCGGGCCUUUGGUAUCCCAAUGUUAAUCAAAACACUUCAUCAAAGUUUCGAGUGGACCGCAAGCAUCCUAAGGUAUCAUUAGUCUCCAUGUUUGGCCCUUCACCUGACUGGGUGGUAGGAAUCAGUGGAGUAGAUUUAUGCACGGCAGACUGCAGCUGGAAGGACUCGUUAGAUUUCGAUUUGUAUCCCUGGGAUGCCGGUACCGAUAGUGGAAUUACAUACAUGUCUCCCAAUGCUGAGACACAGCCACGUGAGCGUAUGUACCGCAUUACUACCAUGUAUCCAGAGGAUCCACGUGCGCCUUUCUACGAUCCACAGAACCGCGAGAUGACCCCAUUGGCUAAGCUUCACAUACGACGCGAGAAGAUUGUAUCUCGCAGCUGUGAUGACGAUUUUCUACAGGCCCUGCAAUUAGAGGUUUCUGACGACACUGAUGAACAGGACACACGUGCCGAGUGCCGCGUUAGUGAUUACACCGCAUGGAGUCCUUGCUCCGUUACUUGUGGCAAGGGAAUACGCAUGCGUACUCGUUAUUAUCACAAUCCCCAGUCAGCAGAGGUAGCCAACUGCAAUCGUCAGCUCGUGUCCAAGGAAAUGUGCGUGGCCCCUGUUCCGGAAUGUAGCGACACCGCUCAGGAAAAAGAUGAUGAUGAGGGUGAAAAUCUGGCUAACGCGCAAUCGUUGGUCACCGCUGAUGGUGAAGGUGCUGGUAUUUGUAAAACAUCACCAUGGAGCGUGUGGUCCGAGUGCUCCGCCAGCUGUGGUAUUGGCAUUACAAUGCGCACGCGAACCUUUGUGAAUCAUCUGGGACGGAAACGCUGUCCUCACAUUACGAUUGUGGAGAAGAAUAAGUGCAUGCGACCGGAAUGUACCUACGAACAGGUGGAAUUGCCAGAUCCCAUCUGCCCCACUACUCAGUGGAGUGACUGGAGUCCUUGCACAUCGACCUGUGGUCGCGGGGUAACAAUACGCACGCGCUUGUUACUACUGGAGGAUGGACCAGAGAAGGAGAACUGCACUAAGCGCAUGGAGCUGCACCAGCAGAAGGAGUGUAAAAAUCCACAGGACUGUCACAUCAAUAUGGAAAUGGCCAAGGAUAUUUGCGCGCAACGCUACGAUGCGGGACCAUGUCGAGGAAGCUACAUGCGCUAUGCCUACAAUUCAGCUUCGGGACGCUGUGAUUCCUUUAGCUAUGGUGGCUGUCGUGGCAACCGCAAUAACUUUUUAACUGAAAACGAUUGCAUGCGCACAUGCAGUAUGACUAGGAUAGGUUUUGAACCAACAGCCACAUCGACGGGACCGACUGACAAUUCAUCUUCGUUGCCUAAAGACUGCGUUAUGUCCGAGUGGUCCAACUGGUCAGCGUGCAGUGUAAGCUGUGGUGUUGGGUACUCUGAGGGACAUCGGUAUGUUAUCAGCGAGCCACAAAAUGGUGGCCAGCCCUGCCCAAAGCGCACAGUCAAGCAUCGUCGUUGUACAAUGCCACCCUGCUAACCUUUUUUAAAAUUUUAUCUAUAUCUUCAAAAUUAAAAAAAAGAAAUUAUUUCUACAAUUGAAAUAACUAAAGGGGGAAACAAUUUAAGUCGGAACAUAGUACGAAGACCUAGACUGUAAGAUCUGUAAAGUACAUUAUCCACUAUAACACGAAAGCAAAAAUAAAUACCAACGACAAAUGUUAUAACACGCA
Messenger RNA from Scaptodrosophila lebanonensis, 2648 nucleotides. It is a transcript of the gene fat-spondin, whose product is annotated as spondin-1. Gene Ontology annotation, molecular function: serine-type endopeptidase inhibitor activity. The coding region runs from base 137 to 2455 and encodes 772 amino acids. The transcript is spliced from 6 exons. The record is from RefSeq and is a predicted model, not a curated record. Gene Ontology annotation, biological process: cell adhesion. Lineage: Eukaryota; Metazoa; Arthropoda; Insecta; Diptera; Drosophilidae. Gene Ontology annotation, cellular component: extracellular matrix.